CCGGGGCGGCCGCGGCUGCUGCGGCUCCGGACCAUGGACAGGCUCAGCGUGCUGGACCAGCUCCUGCCAGAGCUCAGCGUUCUGCUCAAGCUGCUGGACCAUGAGUACCUGAGUGCCACCACACAGGAGAAGAAGCUGGCUGUCUCCAGCAUCCUGCAGAAGCUGCAGCCGCCUGCAGGGAAGGAUGUGGACUACAUGUACGUCAACACAGCGUCCCUGGGCAAUGGCACCAGCUUUGUGGAGUCCCUCUUUGAGGAGUUUGACUGUGACCUGCGGGACCUGCAGGACAUGCAGGAGGACGAGGGGGACACCAGUGACGGUGCUGGCUUGGAGCUGGCGAGGAGCCAGACCUGCAAAGCUGUUCCUGUGGAUCCUGCUCCUCCACUGCCCACCACUCCCCCUCCUGAGGAUUACUACGAGGAAGCGCUGCCCCUGGGCCCUGGCAAGGCCCCCGAGUACAUCACCUCCCGCAACAGCUCCAGCCCCCCCAACUCCAUCGAGGACGGCUAUUACGAGGAUGCAGACAGCAACUACCCUGUCACCAGGAUAAACGGGGAGCAGAAAAAUUCCUACAACGACUCGGAUGCCAUGAGCAGCUCUUACGAGUCCUAUGAUGAGGAGGAGGAGGAGGGCAAGGGCCAGCAGCUGACACACCAGUGGCCGUCGGAGGAGGCCUCCAUGAACCUGGUGAAGGAUUGCCGGAUCUGCGCGUUCCUCUUGCGCAAGAAGCGCUUUGGGCAGUGGGCCAAGCAGCUCACCAUCAUCCGGGAUGGCAAACUGCUGUGCUACAAAAGCUCCAAGGAUCGGCAGCCACACGUGGAGGUGCCCCUGAGCACCUGCAAUGUCAUUUACGUGCCCAAGGACGGGCGGCGCAAGAAGCACGAGCUGCGGUUCUCGCUGCCAGGGGCUGAGGCGCUGGUGCUGGCAGUGCAGAGCAAGGAGCAGGCUGAGGAGUGGCUCAAGGUGAUAAAGGAAGCCAGCAGUCCAGCAGCGGGCGGGAUGGAAGCCCCCACCUCCCCAGCGAUGCCGUGCAAGAUGGAGCUGGACAAGCGCCUGUCCCAGGAGAAGCACACCUCGGACUCGGACAGUGUGGCCAUGGGUGACACCGGGUCCUCGGCCACCCGCAGAGAGCACGGCGAGCACGGGAAAGGCAAAAAGAGCGGCCUGGCUGACCUGAAGGGCUCGAUGAGCCGGGCAGCAGGGAAGAAAAUCACCAGGAUCAUCAGCUUCUCCAAGAAAAAGCCAUCCCCUGAGGACACCCAGACCUCCUCCACUGAGGAGGACAUCCCCUGCUGCGGCCACCUCAGCGUGCUGGUGAACCAGUGCUGGAAGGAGCGCUGGUGUCGCCUCAAGGGCAACACCCUCUACUUCCACAAGGACCGCACGGACCUGCGCACACACGUGAACGCCAUCGUCCUGCGGGGCUGCGAGGUGGUCCCGGGGCUGGGCCCCAAGCACCCCUUCGCCUUCCGCAUCCUCCGCCACGGGCAGGAGGUGGCGGCGCUGGAGGCAAGCUGCUCUGAAGACCUGGGCCGCUGGCUGGGUCUCCUCUUGGUGGAAACAGGCUCCCAGACAGCCCCAGAGGCCUUGCACUACGACUACGUGGAUGUGGAGACCAUUGCCAACAUCGUGACGGCCGUGAGACACUCGUACCUGUGGGCCAGCUCCUCCCAGGAUCACCGAGCGGACUCCUCUCGGGUGGUGUACGAUGAUGUCCCCUACGAGAAGGUUCAGCAGGCGGAGGAGCCAGGGCGGCCGGGGGGUGCUCAGGUGAAGCGCCACGCCUCGUCCUGCAGCGAGAAGUCGCGAAGGGUGGACCCGCAAGUCAAAGUGAAGAGACACGCGUCCAGUGCCAACCAGUACAGGUACGGCAAGAACCGGGCCGAGGAGGACGCCAGGCGGUUCCUGACGGAGAAAGAGAAGCUGGAGAAGGAGAAGGCAGCGAUCCGCAGCGAGCUGAUGUUGCUGCGGAAGGAGAAGCGGGAGCUGCGGGAAGCCAUGAAGGGCAGCACGGGGCCGAGGCUGCAGGAGCUGGAGCAGCGUGUGGCGCUGCUGGAGGAGCGGUGCCGGCACAAGGAGGAGUCUCGGGUCGAUCUGGAGCUCAAGCUGACCGAAGUGAAGGAGCAGCUGAAGCAGUCGCUGGCAGGAGGGCCGGCCCUGGGGCUGGCUGUGACCAGCAAGGCUGAGAAUGGGGAAGCUACAAACAAGCCAAACGGGAGCCCCCCUGAGCACUUGGUCCCUGUGAACUGUGCGGCAGAGCUGAGGAAGAGAAGCCCCUCCAUCAUCCCUGCCAACACAGGGAGCGUGCUGCGGAAAGCCAAGGAAUGGGAAAAGAAACAGACUUAAGUCAGCCUGCCAAGCCCUGAACACACACUGGGGAUCACAGAGGAGCGGCCAGCCCCCUUUCUCCAAAACACUGGGAGGGUGCUGGGAAGGCGUGGUGGGAAGAGAUGUUCUCUCAGCCCCCACCACUGCAGCACCACCACCACGAUAAACCAGGGAAAGGGGGAGGGAGGGGAUUUGGGAGGCGGGUGGGGAAAGGGAAUUCCUUGUGAAUCAGGGUCACAAACUGCUGGGAAACCCAGCUCUGGGGGAGCCUGCCCCGGAGCCAGGAGUCCAACACAAACUCUGGGUGCAGAAGGAAGGAGGGGAGAGCCUGGGGCUGGCAGUUGGCACUGCCCAGCAGGUGCUCUGGUUUUCGGGAUCAGCACGUGUCCAGGCUAACAUUUGCCAAAGCAACCGUGGACUUGUUGGGGUUUUUGGCCCCCUCAGUAUUGGGAUUCAGGAGCUGCUCAGGACCAGCCACUUCGGAGAUGCUGAUUGUUCACCCUGCUCACUGCUCCCAGCUCUGCAGGGUUUCAUCUCAGGGUUCCUCAUGGCUUGAGCUUGCUGUGCCUCAACCUAGUGCCUUUGUCCAGUAUUUCCUUUUCAUUCUCCAGGCAGUAAGGGUGACGGCAUGCUGCCUUCCCUUGGAAUGGAGGAAGCUCAAGUGUCAGCAUUGGAAAGCAAAUUAUCAGUGGAUGCCUUUUACCUUUGCUAGACAGCUUAGAAGUGCUGCAAAGGGCUGGGGAGGAUUCAGGCCAGCUUUCUGCCCUGGUCCCGUGCUGGUUUUGGGGGGAGCAGGGAUGAGGCUCAUUCAAGAGCACAUUCACACUCUGGCUGCUGCACUCAGACACAGGUUGGUAAGGCAUGUGAUCAAAAUGGAGUGAAGGGAGGUCUAAAAAUUUUAAAAAAGAAAAACAAACCAGCAGGGUUAUUGGAGCAGAAAAGCAAAACAGAGUAAGGUCAUUCAGCACAGGCAGAAACAAGGGACAGGAAUGGAAAGGAAAAGGCCCCAGCUUUUGUGCUGGGAACAAGGGAGUCACCAUCACCCUCUCAUGCUAUGGACUGCCACAGUUAACCUCUGGAGCUCGCACUUCCACAGCCCUGUGUUAGUACUAGGUAAGCAGCUUUUAAUAAAAAUGCUGGCACUGGCCUGCCAGGUCCUCUCUCUUAAGGAACAGGGUGGGAAAGCUACUCCAGCUCCCAGGGAAAGGGGCAGGGGUGGGCUCAGCACUCCUGUGGCAGCAGCUGCUGGGACAAGCAGCCCAUGAAAGCACAUCAGAGAAUCCCAGACUGGUUUGGGUUGGAA
Molecule: messenger RNA, 3631 nt
Organism: Cyanistes caeruleus (blue tit)
Lineage: Eukaryota; Metazoa; Chordata; Aves; Passeriformes; Paridae
Gene: AFAP1L1
Product: actin filament associated protein 1 like 1
Cellular component (GO): cytosol
Molecular function (GO): SH3 domain binding
Source: RefSeq, a predicted model, not a curated record